Messenger RNA from Peniophora sp. CBMAI 1063, 1326 nucleotides. The record is from the annotation of a GenBank genome assembly. Lineage: Eukaryota; Fungi; Basidiomycota; Agaricomycetes; Russulales; Peniophoraceae.
AUGGACUCAAUCCCGACGCCUCCUGAACCUAGACUCCGUGUUGCCAUUGUCGGCGCUGGCGUUGGCGGGCUGACUCUCGCAUACGCACUGUCGAAAGCAGACGACAUUCGGGUAGACGUAUACGAGGCGGCGAAGCAGCUAGCAGAGAUCGGGGCUGGGAUAGGGUUGUUCUGGCGCUCGCAGCGCGUCUUGACAGACCUUGGUUUGAAGGAUGCAGUUACCGCGCUUGGUUCGACGUUCCAAGACGGAUACGUUCCUGCUUUCAGAUGUAGAAAGUCCAAUCAGCCCGAAGGCGAGGAUAUCAAGCAGAUGCGUAUAAAGGGUGGAUUGACGGCCGUACACCGUGCCGAGUUCUACGACAUCCUCGUGCAGAAGCUCGCGUCAACCUCGCAAUACGCCACCCACACAUCAAAGCGCCUCGUCUCCUACUCUUCCACGCCCGACGGUCCUCUCACAUUGCUGUUCGAGGACGGCACGACGGCCGAGGCUGAUGUGGUCAUUGGUUCGGACGGCCUUCGAAGCGCCACUCGGGCCAAUAUGUACAAGGCGCUGGCGGCGGAAACGGGCAACCCCGAUCUUGAAGACCACAUACGCGCCAAGUUCACUGGAACGGUGUCGUACCGUACUGUUAUACCGCGGGAGAAGCUUGCCGCGAUUAACCCGAAUCAUCGAGUGUUGACUGGGCCUGUUCAGUACUUGGGAACGGAUAAGCAUAUGGUCGCAUACCCUAUCUCGAAGGGACGCUUGCUCAACCUAGCGAUGUUCGAGUGCCGCUUCGACCAAGAGGAUACGGAGUACGAGGGCCCAUGGGUGACCAAGGCCGAACCAGAAGACGUCGCAAAGAAGUUUGAAGGCUGGGAGCCCGAAGUGGCGGACUUGAUGAAGGCUAUUCAAGGGCUCAGUAUAGGCUCGUGGGUUAUCAACGUCGUGAAACCUUUGCCUACCUUCGCACACGGCCAAGUAGCUUUACUUGGAGAUGCGGCACACGCCAUGACGCCUUUACAAGGUGCUGGGGCGGGACAGGCGAUGGAGGAUGCAUAUGUGCUCGCGCCGCUGCUCCGCCACCCGUCUACCACACGCAAGAAUGUCGCACGCGCUCUGAGUAUCUAUUCACAGAUACGCAUGCCGGGCGCGAAGAUCGUCGUAGACAUGUCGCGGGAGAACAGCUAUCUAUCCGCAUUUCGUACACCAGGAGAGGAUAAUGUGCCGCUGUCAGAGCUGGGCGAGCGUAUGCAGCGGUGUUGGGAGAUGACCCAUGGAAGGAACGACCCGCUAGAUGACGUGAACAAGGCGUUGGAGCUAUUAGAGAAGGAGAUCGCUCCUUGA